AUGUCUGACGCUGGCUCCGACGAGGAGCUGGAGAUUCCCACACCGAUGAUGGAGCAGGGGAGUCACGACGGGAGUAUCAGAAAGGUGAGCGAUACGCAGUUGUAGCUAGAAAAACACGAUACUGUACCAACACACGUUUAUAUUGAAGUACAUUUUCCAUUGGGACGUGUAUCUGUUAUGAACAGGACAAUAAUGUUUUGGCCUAAUUGUCAGAUUCAUAGUGCAAUACGGCAUAGGUGUUCCACAUUAUCAAUACCAUAUGAAGUGCACCAUUGAAAGUGAUGUAUAAUUGACACACAUUGCAUACACAAAGUUUCAUUACUGAACUGAUUACAUAUUCAUUGAGGGCUAUCCUGGUCCUGCAUUGAGUUGCCAUUAUGUUGAUAAACCUUUGGUGACUUAGUGGUGGGGGGGUCUGCUGUUGCAUCAUGAGGGGUAGAUUGUGGCAGGAUGCUGUCCAGGGGGAGAUAUGGUACUGAUGGCAUGUUGCUGGGAGAGCCUAGUUACCCCCUUCCACCCCCUGCUGUCCCCCGGCCGGGGGUACACUCUUAUAAAAUAUGUGUUAUUUAGCACAUCUGUGUGUCUUGUUAGGGUUGACACAUGUUGUGAACUUUUAACACAAUCAGUGUGUUGGUACAACAUGAUUUGUGUACAUUUUUUCAACACAUUUUGUGUCAGGUCCUGCAAUUUAUGUGUUAAAAGCUGAAAACCAUAAAACACACCCUAGAUGUGUUUGAUUAUUGACCAAUUACAUUGCGGCUCCGGAGUCAUCAUGCAUCAAGGAGUGCUUGGUCUGAGCUGACGCUGGAGCUAGAUGACUGUAGCAUGGCUAUGGCUGAGCUGGGACUGGAGGCAGGGGGCUGAAGCAUGGCUAGGCUAGCACCUUAAUCCCUACAAGCACUGAGGAUUAAUGGGCGCACACUCACAAAACAAUCACCUCACUAAGAGAGAGGGGUGAGAGAGCGAGGGAUGAGAGAGAGAAUAAAAUAAGGUGAGGGGAAAGGGAGAUGGAGGGAGGUUGGCUUGGCUGUGAGAGGGAGAGAGAAAAAGGGAGGAAUAAGGAGAGAGAGUUUCUCAUUUUGGGGUUAGCAUACCCUAUUAUGGCCUUUCCUUCCGUGUUGUGGUCUGUUUCUUCCUUGUUUCUCUGUACUGUACGAGUAAGAGCCUAGUCAGCUGGCUUUAAGGACAAAACACACCAUGCCGAUGAACGGUUAAAAGCAGCGGGUGGCUGUCCUAUCGCCUCUGACCACAGAACAUCGGCCGUCAUUUUAUUUUUAUUUCUCAACAAUUGUAGGCCUACGUGUUGACAAGACAUGCAUUCGGAAAGUGUUCAGACCCCUUGACUUUUCCCACAUUUUGUUACGUUACAGCCUUAUUCUAAAAUUGAUUAAAUUGUCCCCCCCCCCCCUCAUCAAUCUACACACAAUACCCCAUAAUGACAAAGCAAAAACAUCUUUUAAGGAUUUUUUGCAAAUGUAUAAAAAGUAAAUAACUGAAUAUCGCAUUUACAUAUGUUUUCAGACCCUUUACUCAGUACUUUGUUGAAGCAUCUUUGGCAGCGAUUACAGCCUUGAGUCUUAUUGGGUAUGACGCUACAAGCUUGGCACACCUGUAUUUGGGGAGUUUCUCCCAUUCUUCUCUGCAUACCCUCUCAAGCUCUGUCAGGUUGGAUGGGGAGCAUCGCUGCACAGAUAUUUUCAGGUCUCUCCAGAGAUGUUCGAUCGGGUUCAAGUCCGGGCUCUGGCUGGGCCACUCAAGGACAUUCAGAGACUUGUUUCCGAAGCCACGCCUGCGUUGUCUUGGCUGUGUGCUUAGGGUCGUUGUCUGUUGGAAUGUGAACCUUCGCCCCAGUCUGAGGUCCUGAGUGCUCUGGAGCAGGUUUUCAUCAAGGAUCUCUCUGUACUUUGCUCCGUUCAUCUUUCCCUCGAUCCUGACUAGUCUCCCAGUCCCUGAUGCUGAUAAACAUCCCCAAAGCAUGAUGCUGCCACCACCAUGCUUCACUGAUUGCUCAGUUUGGCGCAGCGACCAGCUCUAGGAAGAGUCUUGGUGGUUCCAAACUUCUUCGGGACCUUCAAUGCUGCAGACAUUUUUUGGUACCCUUCCCCAGAUCUGUGCCUCGAAACAAUCAUGUGUCGGAGCUCUAUGGACAAUUCCUUCGGCCUCAUGGCAUGGUUUUUGCUCUGACAUGCACUGUCAACUGUCGGACCUUAUAUAGACUGGUGUGUGCCUUUCUAAAUCAUGUCUAAUCAAUUAAAUUUACCACAGAUGGACUCCAAUCAAGUUGUAGAAACAUCUCAAGGAUGAUCAAUGGAAACCGGAUGCACCUGAGCUCAAUUUCGAGUCUCAUAGCAAAGGGUCUCUGAAUACUUUAGUAAAUGUGAUAUUUCCGUUUAUAUACAUUUGCUAAAAAAAACUGUUUUCACAUUGUCAUUAUGGGGUAUUGUGUGUAGAUUGAUGAGGAAAAACAUUUAUUUAAUCAAUUUUAGAAUAAGGCUGUAACGUAACAAAAUUUGGAAAAAGUCAAGGGGUGUGAAUACUUUCCGAAUGCACUUGUCCUUCAGUUAGCAGACUACAGGAAGAUGGAAGACUCACCGAAGGUUCGCGUAGGACUAGCAAGCAUUGAUCCAGUCGUUAGCGGCUGCGAGGUGAGACAUGGGCGGCGCACAUGGCCACGUUCCAAGGUAGGGAGAGAAGGCCGGCAGGGAUGUAGCCAGGUAGGCAUGGGUUGCAACUCCAGGUGUUGGGUUCGAAAAUAAGUACACUAACGGAAGUCGCUCUGGAAAAGAGCGUCAUGCUAAAUGACUAAAAUGUAGUAAAUGUAUAGCAUGUGGAAAAAGAUACGCAUUGUCAUAUGAAAAAAGUAAGAUACUCAUAGAAAAGACUCAAGUGAAAGUCACCAAGUAUAAAACUACUUGAGUAAAAGUAUUUUAAAUAUACUGUACUUAAGUAUCAAAAGUAAAUGUAAUUGCAAAAAUAUACUUAAGUAUCAAAAGUAAAAGUAUGAAUCAUUUCAAAUUGCCUAUAUGAAGCAAACCAUCUUUUUUUACGGAUAGCCAACACUCAGACAUAAUUUACAAACAACGCAUUUGUGUUUAGUGAGUCUGCCAGAUCAGAGGCAGUAGGGAUGACCAGGGAUGUUCUCUUGAUAAGUUAUGUCACACAAAAUUCCCUAAUCGUCAACAGCAUCAUUAGUCACUAGUACAGUCCUGAUCUAGGUCUUAACUUGAUCUCAUAGCUGCACCCCAGCCUCAUAACCAGUGACGAUUGCUCACCCUUUCUUUGAACCCUCUUCCCAGCCUCAUAUGUCUUCUAAGCUGAGAUCUCAGAGCAAUUUUAGCCUUUCCAUCAGAGUGCGCUCUGCAUAAUCAUGGAUCAUAUGGUCUACUGCUUUCCUCAAUGUUCAAGAUCAUAUGUGAAGUUGUAGACCUUGUAACUGAAUACCACGUGUAGAGGUACAGAUCCACACCUUGAGUUGAUCACUUACAGACAUGGUGGGGUGACGAAGUUACAGUAUUGAAAAGAAGAGCAUUGGUAACUUUUGGUGCCUGUAUGUGUGUGGUAGGCAAAGGUCAGUUGUAAGAGGUCUUCAAGUCUCCUCCGUUCUGUGGACUGUAACGUCUAAGGACAGCAGGCUACCGACCGAGAUCUGCUGGGGCUUGGUCUCCUGGCAACCAUCACCACAGAUAGCCUACUACAUUGACAACAGGAUAUCUGAUUCUAACUGUGAUGGAGGCAGGUGGUCUUAAUCACCCAUACUUAAUCAGGGAGGGAAACUAACCAGGUGCUCAGGUGUAUGUCUCCCUCAGUCAGGUCUAUCUGUGACAGGUUUGUGUAAUGUAAUGCACUGAAUAGUCCAUCAACCCCUACCUGUUCUGCUAGGAAUACACUCUUCUUUACGUACAGUUGGUGUUUAUUACAUGCUUAUUAUACACUGAUAUACAAAGGCAUGUGAACUAGAACUACACAUAGGGUUUAGACACAAGCAAGAAGAGAUAGACAGACAUAUUGUGCUCUAGCAUGUUAUGCAUUAACCACAAUCUCUCUUCCAAUCCCCCUCUUUUCUCUCCAGGGUUGUGAUCCCUGUUCCCAGACCCAGCGCAGUAAGCUGCAGCACCGUAGAGCUCGUAUCAACCAGCAGAUCAACAAGGAGAUGAGGAUGAGGGCCGGGGCUGAAAACCUCUUCAGGUGAGCUGGGGUGGGGGCAGGUGUCAGGGAAGGGACAGGUCAUUGUACAAGUUGUCGAAUGCUGUCUCUGAUCCUGUGUGUACACAGCUUUGGGGGGCAUCCACUCCCUCCCCUCCCCUGUGGUGGAAAAAGGAACCCCAAGCCAAACUACCUGUGGAAACAUUGAGCUCUAUCAUAUACAAACACUAGCAGAUGGAAAUAUCCAACUAUUUUAGGGUAUAUGGGGAACACCUCCAAAACACACACCACCCUGUUUUAUCACUCUGUUUGUGUCCCAUGGUGUGUGUGUGGGUUUUGUGUAUUGCCAGUCCGCAGGUUUGAUUCCUAUUAUUUUCUCCCCUCAUUUAAAAAAAAGUGUAUUUUGCCAGUUAGACAUGCAUAUCAAACACACACACACACACACACACACACACACACACACACACACACACACACACACACACACACUACUUGACCUGUGCUGAACUUGAACAGCUAGAAUACAGCCUGUUCUCAUUCUGUCUCCUUUAAAGUAAUUAGUAUUUUUCUUUCCAGUGGAAGAAAGAUAGGAAUAAAAGCUGGUGGCAGGACAUCAAAGCUGAGGUUUUUAAAGCACAUCAAACCAUCUUAGAGCAUUAUCAUCAUUUUGAUCCUUUCCCUCUCUGCCUUUUCUUCUCCCCUUCGCCCCCCCCCCCCCCCCCCCCCCCCCCCCCCCCCAACUCUUAUUUCAUCAAGUUUAUCCUACACUUAUUAGUAGUGUGGGAGCCACUGAAGGACAUGGUGUAUUGGAGUGGUCUGAGUGGUGGUGUAGAGUGGUAUGAUAGGACACUGUCUCUCUGUCUCUCUCUUUAACAUCCAUAUUCAUCUGAAAAGAGGAGGAGGAAGAGAGGAGGAGAAGAAGGACUUAAUUAAAGCAGUGUGCUUUCUUCUUCUGCUUUAGUGGUCUGUUUGGCUCAGUCAGGCUCUAAUAACAUAAACACCUAGAACAACAUCAAGCUAAUUGAAAGAAAACCAACCCUCCCCUGUGUGUGUGUGUGUGUGUGUGUGUGUGUGUGUGUCAACCCUCCCUUUUACUUGUAUUUUUAUUUUCUUGUCCGACGUAAUUAGGUUUUGAGAAAAGUUGGCAAGUGAAAUUAAGAAUAAGAUUAGUCGAGUCAGGGUUGACAGGGUUGAUUCAGGCUAGGACAUGAAUCACAUUGUCAUACUUCUGAAUUUGCAGCUUUGCCUGAUAGAGACCACCAUUAAAAAGGGAAGACUAGGGGAUGGGGGUAAUAACACCCACCAGCAACACCCAGCCCUUCCCUUCCCCCUUUUUUGGGACUAGGUCACAUAGACAAAUAGACCCCCAGUCAGCCACCAAUCAACAGGCUUUGUGUCCGGUCCCACUGCUGCAUCUUUCCCUUCCCAUUCCCAGGCAGAGAGAGAGCGAUUCCCAGGGAGGACAGCUGUCUGCAGGAAUAUAUAUAUAUAUAUAUAUAUAUAUAACACACACACACACACACGGAUGAUGAAUUGUUGUCAGUAAACUGGUUUGUGUUGGUAGGAGGUAGGGGGAGGAGGGGAAUGGAGUGACUGAGGCUAAUGAUGGGAGAACAGGGGGGGGUAUCUCAUUUAGGGCUAUCCCCGACUAAAACUUAAGUCUUAAGUCUGUUCUUUCGACUAAUCGAUUGGUCAAAAUCUUAAAAUGUGUAUUUUUCCAUAUAUAGACACACCCUGUGUUUGAAUAAAAUCAACUAUAUAUGCAUUGAGCUUGUCUGAUGCUUUAAGCUCACUGUUUGAUGAAAUAAGACACAAAUGACUCAAGAGGGAGCCAGAGAUCAAGAUAAUCAGAAGAAAAAAAACGUUACCUGUAUCGACCAUCCUCCUCCUGCUCCUACUGGCUUUCGCAGAUUUUGCCAUUACUCUUCUGAAGUUGCCGGUAAUACGCUACACAAGGAGUUGGCAGACUUUCUCAUAUGGAAUGCCAAUGUAUCUUAACAUUUCUACCGAUCUGCGUGCCAGUUAUGGUUUAAAUUUGCACAUUUUCGUGGAACAGUUUCAUUGAAUUUAUAAAAAUGUCUUCAUGUCUCAAUCAUUGUCAUGUGGUUAAUCAAAAUUCUAUCCAAAUCUAAAUGAAAUUGAUACUUUUUAAGUUUGUAACUUCUAUUGCCAUUGCCAACUAUGUAAAAAUAGCUUAGAAAGCCAACAAAUGAAAACAUUGCUGCCUGCAGGUAGAACAUCCUGAUAAAAAUAAAUACCCUAUAAAUGAUAUUGGCUACGCAUGGCCUGUCUGCAACAAACUUUAAACAUUGUAUCAACUAUUAACUUGGGUCCGGCCUGAAGCUCCUUGCAACAUUGUAUAACAUAUUAUGGGCACUCAGAGUUUCCGUGCCAGUGAGCUCGGGACAGACACAGCUGUAGGCUAUUUGCGCAAGGGAUAAGAAGUAAUCAGGUAGGCCUACUUUAUGACGUUUCCACUGGAUCAGAGCAUGACAUUUCCCUUUCACGCUGAGUGGUUAUCGAAAGGGAGAGAGCUGGAAAGGUUUUUCGAAUGCAUUGAGGAAUUGUUGUCAUUCACAAUGGAUGUAAAAACAGACUUCAUUUGGUUGCUGUUUGAGGUGAAAACAUUACUUUGAGAAGCUCCACAGCUCAUUAGUGGUGGUACAUUAAGCCAAUCAGAAAUACUAUCAGAUCCCCAAAUGGGCACAUUUUAUAUGCAGGCCAGGUAGCCUAUAGGCCUACUUCUAUGCGUGCGCGUCCUUACUCAACAUUGACAGGAGAGCUCCAAACAAAAGACAAUGACUAAAUUAACAAAACUCGUAAAUGGAAUGAAAUAAACAAAAAAUGAUUUCUCACAAGUCUGGCAUAGGUUGUGCGCUCUGCAAACAACAUGUCCACUCCGUCAAUGAGAACGGUAAAGGACUGGAAUAAUAAUAUAUUGAACGCAUUAACCGAAGUUAGCGUAACCAAUCAAGUGUAGAUUAGAAAUUAUAGGAAUGAGCGGUAAAUGUACUACUGGUGAUAUAUAUAAUUGGGAAUUAAUUGACACUAACAAUCAAACGCAAACAAUUCACACAAAGAAGUUAUUGAAACAAUUAAUGUGCACAAAUUGGCGGGAGAGAGCCCAUUCUGGAGAGAGACGUGCAUUGUUCAGCCACACUCCCCUUCUUGGACUGUGCCAUCCCCGCAGCAAUGGAUUAGUCUCGGCCUCCGCAAAGGAUUAGUUCACUGAGAUGGCCACGAAUAAGACAGGUGUCUCGUGUUCCAUAAUAUAUAUACAGUACCAGUCAAAAGUUUGGACACACAUUUUUACAUUUACAUUUUAGUCAUUUAGCAGACGCUCUUAUCCAGAGCGACUUACAGUUAGUGAGUGCAUACAUUUUCAUACUGGCCCCCCGUGGGAAAUGAACCCACAACCCUGGCGUUGCAAGCGCCAUGCUCUACCAACUGAGCUACAGGGGACUAAUCACACCUACUCAUUCAAGCGUUUUACUUUAUUUUUACUAUUUUCUACAUUGUAGAAUAAUAGUGAAGACAUCAAAACUAUGAAAUGACACAUAUGGAAUCAUGUAGUAACCAAAAAAGUGUUAAACAAAUCAAAAUAUAUUUUAUAUUUGAGAUUCUUCAAAGUAGCCACACUUUGCCUUGAUGACAGCUUUGCACACUCUUGGCAUUCUCUCAACCAGCUUCACCUGGAAUGCUUUUCCAACAGUCUUGAAGGAGUUCCCACAUAUGCUGAGCACUUGUUGGCUGUUUUUCCUUCACUCUGCCGUCCGACUCAUCCCAACAUCUCAAUUGGGUUGAGGUCGGGGGAUUGUGGAGGCCAGGUCAUCUGAUGCAGCACUCCAUUACUCUCCCUCUUGGUAAAAUAGCCCUUACACAGCCUGGAGGUGUGUUGGGUCAUUGUCCUGUUGAAAAACAAAUGAUAGUCCCACUAAGCCCAAAUCAGAUGGGAUGGCGUAUCGCUGCAGAAUGCUGUGGUAGCCAUGCUGGUUAAGUGUGCCUUGAAUUCAAAAUAAAUCACAGACAGUGUCACCAGCAAAGCACACCCACACCAUAACAUCUCCUCCUCCAUGCUUUACGGUGGGAAAUACACAUGCGGAGAUCAUCCGUUCACCCACACCGCAUCUCACAAAGCCAAUAGUAAAAAAAAAAAUACAAAUAAAGGAAAACCCUGGACUACUCAUUCCAGGGUUUUCCUUUAUUUUUACAUUUAUUUUUAUUUUUUACCUCAUCUCAUUAGAGCUUCUGAUUGGCUGAUGAACAUUUCAUUAUGUGCUGACAUGCUGGUGUAACAGGCCAGUGUGUUAUCUACCUUGGGAAAGGAAUUCUAGUGAGGGAGAAAGAGGGAGACAGUAACUAGUCUAAUCCUGUGGAGGAUGACAUCACUCAGUUCAUUACUGGAAAUGAGAGCAGUACAGGGGAUUUUAAUGGGGGUGGUAUGACCGUGACUUUGAACUGAAGUGAAGAGCACACACAGGCCCUGAUGUUUUUCCUAGAGUAAAAUAACAGUUUUAUGUGACUCACUCAACACAGACACACAUUAUACACUGGCGGUAUCAGACAGUUUAGUUUAACAGCAAUACUUGGAUGUUUCUUUUCCCUCUGUUGUAGAUCAUGCGUGCAAGCGAGUGUGUGUAUGUGUGUGUGUGUGUGUGUGAAGCCUUUAAAGCUAACUGUAAUCAGAUUGGCCUUGGCUUGUCCUAGAGAGAGAGAGGUGUAUGUUUGUGGGGUGAGGAGAGGAGGGUAUGAGGUCUGACGUCAGAUUAGCCUGUGUUGGGCAUGGGGAAAGGGGUCACAGAUGUGUGUGCUUGCUUGCAACGUGUGUUGUGUGUGAGGACGGAGGUUGUUUUAAAUGUUAUUGAUAACCUUAAAAUAGGGGACAAGUCUCCUGUAGUAAAUCAAAUCAAAUCAAAUUUUAUUGGCCACAUGCGCCGAAUACAACAGGUGCAGACAUUACAGUGAAAUGCUUACUUACAGCCCUUAACCAACAGUGCAUUUAUUUUUAAUAAAAAAGAGCAGAAGUAAAAUAAAAUAACAGUAGGGCGACUUUUUCUAAUCAUAGUCGCACACCUUAUGUAGCAUUUAUUUUUAAUAAAAAAGUAAAAUAAAACAACAACAAAAAAGUGCUGAGAAAAAAGAGCAGAAGUAAAAUAAAAUAACAGUAGGGAGGCUAUAUAUACAAGGGGGUACUGGUGCAGAGUCAAUGUGCGGGGGCACCGGCUAGUUGAGGUAGUUGAAGUAAUAUGUACAUGUGGGUAGAGUUAAAGUGACUAUGCAUAAAUAGCAGCAGCAGCGUAAAAAGAUGGGGUUGGGGGGCAGUGCAAAUAGUCCGGGUAGCCAUGAUUAGCUGUUCAGGAGUCUUAUGGCUUGGGGGUAGAAGCUGUUGAGAAGUCUUUUGGACCUAGACUUGGCACUCCGGUACCACUUGCCGUGCGGUAGCAGAGAGAACAGUCUAUGACUAGGGUGGCUGGAGUCUUUGACAAUUUUUGAGGGCCUUCCUCUGACACCGCCUGGUAUAGAGGUCCUGGAUGGCAGGAAGCUUGGCCCCAGUGAUGUACUGGGCCGUACGCACUACCCUCUGUAGUGCCUUGCGGUCGGAGGCCAAGCAGUUGCCAUACCAGGCGGUGAUGCAACCAGUCAGGAUGCUCUCGAUGGUGCAGCUGUAGAUUUUUUUGAGGAACUGAGGACCCAUGCAGAAUCUUUUCAGUCUCCUGAGGGGGAAUAGGCUUUGUCGUGCCCUCUUCACGACUGUCUUGGUGUGUUUGGACCAUGAUAGUUUGUUGGUGAUGUGGACACCAAGGAACUUGAAGCUCUCAACCUGUUCCACUACAGCCCCGUCGAUGAGAAUGGGGGCGUGUUCAGUCCUCUUUUUUUUUCUGCAGUCCACAAUCAUCUCCUUUGUCUUGGUCACGUUGAGGGAGAGGUUGUUAUCCUGGCACCACACGGCCAGGUCUCUGACCUCCUCCCUAUAGGCUGUCUCGUCGUUGUCGGUGAUCAGGCCUACCACUGUUGGGUCGUCGACAAACUUAAUGAUGGUGUUGGAGUCGUACCUGGCCAUGCAUUCAUGGGUGAACAGGGAGUACAGGAGGGAACUGAGCACGCACCCCUGAGGGGCCCCUGUGUUGAGGAUCAGUGUGGCAGAUGUGUUGUUACCUACCCUUACCACCUGGGGUGGUAUGUUUGUUGUGCUUGUCCUUGAAAGACUCACUCUUGUUGAUUCCUAAUACUCUUCUGGCAAAGGGAGUAGCUUUCUCAUCCAAGUUAAUCACAGAAUCGGGUUGAGUGGUGCCUCUUGACCCUUUGUGUAUGUCUGUAGGCCUACGUGUGUGUGUGUGUGUGUGUGUGUGUUACAUGAAGGUGUGUAUUGGGGCAGCACCUACUCUUCCAGGGUUCCAGCAAAAUUAAGGCAGGUAUACAAUUUGAAAAAACAUUACAAUACCUUCACAGAUUUCACAACACACUGUGUGCCCUUCUCCACCACUACCACAUAUCUACAACACAAAAUCCAUGCAUGUGUAUAGUGUGUAUGUUAUCGUGUGUGUAUGCAUGUGUCUGUGCCUAUGUAUGCGUUGCUUCACAGUCCCCGCUGUUCCAUAAGGUGUAUUUUUAUCUGUUUUUUUUUUCAAUCUAAUUUUACUGCUUGCAUCAGUUACUUGAUGUGGAAUAGAGUUCCAUGUAGUCAUGGCUCUUUUAGUACUGUGCGCCUCCCAUAGUCUGUUCUGGACUUGGGGACUGUGAAGAGACCUCUUGUGGCAUGUCUUGUGGGGUAUGCAUUGGUGUCCGAGCUGUGCGCCAAACAGACAGCUCGGUGCAUUCAACAUGUCAAUACCUCUCAUAAAUACAAGUAGUGAUGAAGUCAAUCUCUCCUCCACUUUGAGCCAGGAGAGAUUGACAUGCAUAUUAUUAAUGUUCGCUCUUUGUUUUUCAUCCAAGGGCCAGCCGUGCUGCCCUGUUCUGAGCCAAUUGCAAUUUUCCUAAGUCCCUUUUUGUGGCACCUGACCACACGACUGAACAGUAGUACAGGUGUGUCAAAACUAGGGCCUGUAGGACCUGCCUUGUUGAUAGUGCUGUUAAGAAGGUAGAGCAGCGCUUUAUUAUGGACAGACUUAUCCCCAUCCUAGCUACUGUUGUAUCAAUAUGUUUUGACCAUGACAGUUUACAAUCCAUGGUUACUCCAAGCACUUGAAUCACCUCAACUUGCUCAAUUUCCACAUUAUUUAUUACAAUAUUUAGUUGAGGUUUAGGGUUUAGUGAAUGAUUUGUCCCAAAUACAAUGCUUUUAGUUUUAGAAAUAUUUAGGACUAACUUAUUCCUUGCCACCCACUCUGAAACUAACUGCAGCUCUUUGUUAAGUGUUGCAGUCAUUUAAUUUGCUGUAGGCUUAAAUUGAAAAUAUAGCAAAUAGGUGUGAUGGGUGAUUUGAAGGAGUCAGGCGCAGGAGGGUAAAUCACAGAAUAACAGGACUUAUUCCGGAAUACAGUGUACGCAGUAAAGCGUAAAAACAGUCCAGUUCACAAAACAGGCGCACUGGAACCAACAAGGUAACACAGGGAAAAUAACCCUGGCAAGGAGCUCCACCGAGCUUCACUAUGCUCUAAAUAAACAAACACACACAAAAACAAGGGGGCAGAGGGAACACUUAUACAGGUACUGAUGAGGGGAUAUGAACCAGAUGUGUGUAAUAAACAAGACAAAACAAAUGGAAUGAUGAGAUGAGGAGCGGCAGUGGCUAGAAGGCCUGGUGACGACGAAUGCCGAAGCCUGCCCUGAACAAGGAGAGGAGGCAGCCUCGGAGGAAGUCGUGACAAUAAGAGUGGCAAUAUCGUCUGCUAUUAUUGACUUGUGAUUGUGUGUGUGUGUGUGUGAUUUUUGUGCAUGAUGUGUUUGUGCUUGCCUGCAAGACGUGUGUGUGUGUGUGUGUAGUGUGCUGUGUUAUCAGGCCCAAACUGCUCGGGGAUCCAGACAGUGUCCAUUAUUGCAUUACCAGGAGAAUUACCCAGGAUUCCUGUGACAUGGUGAGAUUGUCAGUUACCGUGACAACUAAGUGACGCAUCAGAGUCAGAGGAACGUUCUAAGAUGGGUGGGUUGUUUACAUCAGAACAUCCACAGCAAUGGAAGCUUUAGUCACCGAACACACUGCUGCCCUUUAUCUAGAGUGAAGUGGAGCGAAAGUGAUAAAGGGUAUAAGGAAAACAGGAGGUAGAGGGAGAAUGUGUGCGUAAGAGAGAACUAUGUCGAGCCGGAUUGAGCUGGAUAAAGGUCACAUAAGGUGACAAUGAUGAAAGACUCAUGGUGUAGUUAGUACAUCCUCCUAUUCUAUGGGCCUGUGUAAUGCAUAUACAGGAUGUUUGUAUGUUUUGCAGGUAGGGUGUUUGUGUGUCUCAUAUGAAUGUGUUUGUGUGUUGCAGAGCCACCACUAACAACAAGGUGAAGGAGACUGUGGCUCUAGAGCUGAGCUUUGUCAACUCCAACCUGCAGCUACUGAAGGAAGAACUAGAGGAACUCAACAGCAAUAUGGAGGUCUACCAGACAGAGAGGUAACACAUACAGUACACACACACACACACCAUCAUGGUGGAGGGUGUGGACACUCAAUGCGCUGAUGACCUAUUUGCUUUAAUUAUAGCUUAAUGAGAGUGGCCUGGAAUGCUAGUAAUGAGGCGCUAGUAAUCCAGCCCAGCUGAAGCUCAGGGUCACAAGUGGUGCAAAUCCUUUGAUUUAGACUCUCAUUACAGUUUUUUUUCAGUCGCUUUGGUGCAAUUUUCACAACUCUUAGUACAAAACUCAAAACAGAUCAUCAAAAAGGUAGUUGUUUCAAAACUCUAAGCACAUUUUCAAUUAACCAAGUACAACACACAAAAUCAUACAGUCACUUUUUCACCAAACUUAAUCAGUGUUUCAUGUAAAUUAAUAGAUGACAUUCACUGCUAUAAACCUGUCUCCAAUAUAAUCGCAUAAUUUACACAGACCCACCGCAUCCCACGGUCUGUUUUGUCAACGAGCUCAAUGUAUUCCAAAUACUUGUGGUAACCAGAUGAUCCCAAUAAUUUAGGUAGCCUAUUAAAUGAUGCCCCCUCUGGUAUGAUCUAUUGCGAACUGUCUGGGACUCGUUGUUGGCUUGCUCUUUACUACGCAAAGAUAUUUGACUUAUUAAGUCAAAGACGAAAUGAACUGCAAUACACUGAUCUCAAAUAUAUUUGCAUACUAGGCUACACAGAACCACUGCGGACCCAUUGUGUAAAAUCUGAGUAUUUUCGCUGUAUUAAAGUGUGUCCCAGUGCAACAUGCCUAGCUGUGCCCACUGGGGCGAGGCUUACGGAGCGCUCUUUGAAAUAAGUGCUAGUAUCGCAGUAUUCCAACGGAUCAAGUUAUCUCACCACACCUGUGGGGUAGGUAGGAAAUACUUUUUAACUUAUGAUAUCUACCAGUAAAUGCUAACUAAGACAAAAAUUGGGUAUGCAAACCAGGUAUUGAAAAAGUUUUGUCUGAAGUCUUUGUUAGUAGGCGAUUUGCGAUGGGCAAUUCAGUCAUCAUGCACAGUUUGCAUGAACAGUUUCUAAAGGCUUUCCCAAAAAAAACCUUCACAAUUAAAUGUUUACUGCAAAGUAGACCUACCUGACAGAAUGAUAUCAUGCUGAUUUGUAUCAAUGGGGAGGGCUUUAAGCAUUGUUGUGCUUAGAACAUCCCAUUUAUGUCUAUUUUUGAUUUUAAAAAAUGUGAUUUUGAGAGUGAAAAUCUGAAAAAUAUAUAGGAAAACUCAUAGAAAAACAGGAAAACAGGAUUUUUCACACAGGGCACCUUUCCUUAGCCGGGGGCCAUUUGGGAAUUUUUGCCAAAAUGUAACUCUACCCGCUUCUCCAGGCACCACUACACCACUGCAUAGGGCAGAUGGAAGUCACACGCAGCAUGAUGUUCAAGGAUAAGCAGUCCAUUCACUUGGACAUAAUAAGCCAGUAAGUCCCAAUCAGAAGAAUACAAAAACACAACCAUUAGGCUAAGCAUUUCCCAAUUGACAUGUACAAUUGUUACUUCCCAUUGCAAAACACAUUUAACGUUUAGCACACAGAGUAACGGGUGAUCUAAAGUUUAAAUGCCACAAUGUUUCAGUUAUAUGUUUCAGUUAUUUUGAAAGAGAUGAUCUAACAACUGCAAGUGAGCUGCAAUAAAAAACACAGUUCCACUCACCAGAUCAUUUGAAACUUAACUUCUUGUUGAAAGUUAUUCUUGAAAAGGGAGAAGCUAACAAUUUAGCAACAACAUCCUCUUCGAUAAGCCAAAAAUAGUGAUCAUUCGAUUGCUAAAACAUUGAAAAUAUUCCAUUGUCUUGUCAGGUCCACAUUUUGUAAACAUCAAUAGAAAAAUAGGAAAUUACUAUGAAAUAAUAAAAUAUUUCAAUUGUGUAUAGUUGACUUUAUUAUUUUUAAUGCCAUCAUCGCAUCUCUGCUCAGGCAGUAGCAGCAAGCCAGACAGACAAUGUAAUCUAUGUGCUCACCAUACUGUACACUCUUUAGGCAUCCUAUUUAUCUAGGCUAGCCUGCCUAAGUAUGCUGCAGAGCUGUCUGAUCGCAAUCAUUUGACUAGCUCUUCAAAGUACACUAUAUAUACAAAUGUAUGUGGACACCCCUUCAAAUUAGUGGAUUCUGCUAUUUCAGCUACACCCGUUGCACACAGCCAUGCAAUCUCCAUAGACAAACAUUGGCAGUAGAAUGGCCUAACUGAAGAGCUCAGUGACUUUCAAUGUGGCACCGUUAUAGGAUGCCACCUAUCCAACAAGUCAGUUUGUCAAAUUUCUGCCCUGCUAGAGCUGCCCCGGUCAACUGUAAGUGCCGUUAUUGUGAAGUGGAAAUGUCUAGGAGAAACAACGGCUCAGCCACGAAGUUGUUGUUCACACAAGAACACAGAACGGGACCGCUGAGUGCUGAAGCGUGUAAAAAAUAAUCUGUCCUCGGUUGCAACACUUACUACCGAGUUCCAAACUGCCUCUGGAUGCAACGUCAGCACAAGAACUGUCCGCCAUUGGACUCUGGAACAGUGGAAACACAUUCUCUGGAGUGAUGAAUCACGCUUGACCAUCUGGCAGUCCGCAGGAGGAAUCUGGGUUUGGCGGAUGCCAGGAGAAUUCUAUCUUCCCCAAUGCAUAGUGCCAACUGUAAAGUUUGCUGGAGGAGGAGUAAUGGUCUGGUGCUGUUUUUCAUGGUCUAGUUUAGGCCCCUUAGUUCCAGUGAAGGGAAAUAUUUACGCUACAGCAUACAAUGACGUUCUAGACGAUUCUAUGCUUCCAACUUUGUGGCAACAGUUUGGGGAAGGCCCUUUCCUGUUUCAGCAUGACAAUACCCCCUUGCACAAAGCGAGGUCCAUACAGAAAUGGUUUGUCGAGAUCAAUGUGGAAGAAAUUAACUGGCCUGCACAGAGGCCUGACCUCAACCCCAUUGAACAUCUUUGGGAUGAAUUGGAAUGCCGACUAGGGAGCCAGGCCUAAUCGCCCAACAUCAGUCAAUGCCCGACCUCACUAAUGCUCUUAUGGCUGAACUGAAGUCCCUGCAGCAAUAUUCCAACAUCUAGUGAAAAGCCUUCCCAGAAAAGUGGAGUGUUACCUGUUUUGAGUUUUGUACUAAGAGGAAAAAAAUUCACCACAUUCUUGUGAAAAUAGUACCAAAGUGAUAAUAAAAACUGUAAUUAACAGGCAGGGGGGUGGAGGGGUGAUGUGCUACUGACCAAAAUGGUUACUGUCAUAAUAGGGAUGGGGUGGGGGGAGGCAGAUAGCAAAGCAGAUGUGGAUGUAUGUGACAUGUCAUUCACACAUAUAUUGAUCUCUCUUCUCUCUCCUUCAGUGAAGCCAUCAAUGUUCCCAUGAUCCCACUCGGUCUGAAGGAGACCAAGGAAGUGGACCUCACUGUCCCUCUCAAGGUCAGGAGAAAAAUAUGCCUCUCUCUCUCAUAUGCCUCUUUCUCUCAUAUGCCUUCUUUCUUUCUUUCUUUCUUUCUUUCUUUCUUUCUUUCUUUCUUUCUUUUCUUUCUUUCCUUUCUUUCUUUCUUUCUUCUUUCUUUCUUUCUUUCUUUCUUUCUUUCUUUCUUUCUUUCUUUCUUUCUUCUUUCUUUCUUUCUUUCUUCUUUCUUUCUUUCUUCUUUCUUUCUUCUUUCUUUCUUUCUUUCUCUUCUUUCUUUCUUUCUUUCCUUUUCUUUCUUCUUUCUUUCUUUCUUUCUUUCUUUCUUUCUUUCUUUCUGUUUGUUGAAAGUGACCGAUCUUGUCCUCUUCUCUCUCAGGACUAUAUCUGUGAGCACUACGGGGAGGACAGCUCGCUGUUUGAGAAGGAGAUCAAUGAGUUUAUGGAGCUCAGACAGGUUAGAACUAAAGUCAACUGCUCUUAA
Coregonus sp. 'balchen' is the source of this 16514-nucleotide messenger RNA. The record is from the annotation of a GenBank genome assembly. Lineage: Eukaryota; Metazoa; Chordata; Actinopteri; Salmoniformes; Salmonidae.